UGCGAUAAACCCUGCUUGAUAGAGAAAAGAGGAUGACAGCGAAGUGCAGAGAAUGGAAAUGUGAAAGAGUAAACGUGGAAGAAAGCCAGAAUGUUUGAGUAUGCAUGGGAGAAACUGAGAGGCAUGGGUAUGAGAGAAAAUAUGACUGGUAGUUUGCUUAAUAGCCUGAGCAAUUUAAAUAAUUUAUUUGUAGGCCUUUUAAGAUGGCAGCCAUGGUCAUGGAGGAGAGCAUUUAUAAUCUUCUACCUCAGAUUGUGAAGAAGCCUCGGAUAACAGGGAAGCCUAGUUUUGUAUCAGCAUUUAGACCACAUGUGGAACAUGAAGUACAGCAAGGUAAAUCACUAUGGAAAACAAUUGGACCACCAAAAGUCCAGGUGCCCUCUCCAAAAAACUUCCUUCAGAAGCAUUCAAAAGAACCAAAGUUACCAACAAGAAAAAAAGAUCAAGGCAGUAAAAAACCUCUAGAACUAACUGUGCCCAAAAGAACAGAUCAUCCAAUAAUGGGAAUUCAGUGUACAAGGAAUUUCAUAAAUACAAAUGCAAGUAAUGCUAUCAUGGCAGUGCCCAAGAAACCACUACCGGUUUAUGUAGACAGACGGCAAGGAGACAGAUUUCUUCUGGAAACUUCAGGACUUGUUCCAAAAUAUGUCAAGAAAAAGGAUUAUGGAGUUACUCCAAAAUAUGUAACAAAGAGAAAAGAAGACACAAAAAGAGCUCAGGAAGAGUACGAUGCCUAUGUCAAGGAGACUCUCAGGCAAAAAGCCAUGAAAAGGCUCUCGGAGGAAGAGAGAGAGAAACUUUUAGAGGGUCUCAAAACGAACUGGGAGGAAGUGCAUAAUGCAUUCCAAAGCCUUUCAGUAGAAAUAGAUACAUUACCGAAGAAGCUUCAUAAAGAAAGGUUGGAAACAGAAAUGAAACAAUUGGAACAUGACAUUCAGGCAAUUGAGAAACACAAAGUUAUUUACAUAGCAAACAAAUGAGGACUUCUUUUGAGAAUCUUUUCUUCUAUGAGAUUUCAACAGAGAACUUUCAGUAGAGAUACAAAUCACAUACAUAUUUAAAUAGAAAAA
This is a messenger RNA of Candoia aspera, 1070 nucleotides long. It is a transcript of the gene ENKUR, whose product is annotated as enkurin, TRPC channel interacting protein. The record is from RefSeq and is a predicted model, not a curated record. The coding region runs from base 204 to 980 and encodes 258 amino acids. The transcript has 5 exons. Gene Ontology annotation, molecular function: calmodulin binding. Gene Ontology annotation, cellular component: acrosomal vesicle. NCBI's taxonomy places the organism in Eukaryota, Metazoa, Chordata, Lepidosauria, Squamata, Candoiidae.